This is a messenger RNA of Gaeumannomyces tritici R3-111a-1, 174 nucleotides long. RefSeq lists its product as hypothetical. The transcript has 3 exons. Lineage: Eukaryota; Fungi; Ascomycota; Sordariomycetes; Magnaporthales; Magnaporthaceae. The record is from RefSeq and is a predicted model, not a curated record. The coding region runs from base 1 to 174 and encodes 57 amino acids.
AUGCUUUAUGAAAACAAUGUAGCCCGGCUGCUGGCCGGUUUGCCGUACAAGCAGUCGCGUACCCAACCCUUUUGGCUCGACUGGGUCCAGGGCGUAUUAUCAAAGGACGCCGGGGAAUGGUUUCCCGACAGCGGUAAUAUUGUAAGACCUACCGCGGGAUACGUUCCGUGGUGA